Messenger RNA from Erinaceus europaeus (western European hedgehog), 4142 nucleotides. RefSeq names its product ankyrin repeat domain 13C (gene ANKRD13C). Gene Ontology annotation, cellular component: cytoplasm. The coding region runs from base 594 to 2222 and encodes 542 amino acids. The transcript has 14 exons. NCBI's taxonomy places the organism in Eukaryota, Metazoa, Chordata, Mammalia, Eulipotyphla, Erinaceidae. Gene Ontology annotation, molecular function: protein binding. The record is from RefSeq and is a predicted model, not a curated record.
AAAGCGCGGCCGCCCGCCCGCCGGCCGGAGUGUGGGCUCUCGGGGAUUUGUGUUAGAGUCCAGCGUUAACGGGGUGGCUGGGGCCGGACAGGCAGGCACGCGGCCUCAGAAGCCCUCGCGGUGCUCACCCUUUCCGGGACAGGGAGCCGGCGGCUCAUUUAUCGCGGUAUUUUCCUCUUUCUCUGCCUCCCCCAUCCGGCUUUUGCGCGAAGUCUCGCGAGAGAAAACCCGGGCAAGAUGGCCGCGCCCUGGCUUUGCGCGAAGUCUCGCGAGAGAAAGACUGGGCAAGAUGGCCGCGCCCCGGUUCCGGCUCUGAAACCGAGGCGCCGACGUUAGUGGCGGCGUUAAGGAUUCCCGUGCGGCGUGCAGACGAGCGCUAGCUCGCCUCCUACCCCCGCGGCGCCGGGGCCGGGAGACGGCUCGGUCCCCGCGGGCGAUGCGCGAGCGGCGGGCUCGGGGGCGCCCCGGGAGUUGAUGCCGCGCCUCAGGCUCCCGCCCGCCGCCGCGCCCGCCGCCGCCUCGCGCCGCCGCCGCCGCCGCCGCCGCCGCAGCACCCGCGCCGGGGCUCGUCCGCGCCUCUGGCGGCGGCGGCGAUGACCGGGGAGAAGAUCCGCUCCCUGCGGAGGGACCACAAGCCUAGCAAGGAGGAGGGCGACCUGCUGGGGUCGGGCGACGACGAGGCGGCGGCGGCGGCGCUGGGCGGCGGCUUCACCGGCGGCCGCGGCGGCAAGGGCGGCAGAGCCUGUCCGAAGGGCUUUGGCCACCACCCGCACCCGCACCCGCACCGGCUGCAGCUCAGGGCGCCGCCGGGCCCCGCCGCCUCGGCCUCGGCCGCCGCCGCCAGCCCCGCGGCCCUGCUCGCCGACGGCGGCGGCGCCCGGCCUGCGCUCUUCCCGGUGCACGAGUGCGUGUUCAAGGGCGACGUGCGCCGGCUGUCCGCGCUUAUCCGCACGCACAACAUCGGCCAGAAGGACAGCCACGGAAACACUCCUUUACAUCUUGCUGUGAUGUUAGGAAAUAAAGAAUGUGCCCAUCUGCUUCUGGCUCACAAUGCUCCAGUAAAGGUGAAAAAUGCUCAGGGAUGGAGCCCACUGGCGGAAGCCAUCAGCUAUGGAGAUAGACAAAUGAUUACAGCUCUUUUAAGGAAACUUAAGCAGCAAUCCAGGGAAAGUGUUGAAGAAAAGCGACCUCGAUUAUUGAAAGCCCUGAAAGAGCUAGGUGACUUCUAUCUAGAACUUCACUGGGAUUUUCAAAGCUGGGUGCCUUUACUCUCCCGAAUCCUGCCUUCUGAUGCAUGUAAGAUCUAUAAGCAAGGUAUCAAUAUCAGACUUGACACUACUCUCAUAGACUUCACUGACAUGAAGUGCCAACGAGGAGAUUUAAGCUUCAUUUUCAAUGGGGAUGCGGCACCCUCUGAAUCCUUUGUAGUGCUAGACAAUGAACAGAAAGUUUAUCAGAGGAUACACCAUGAGGAAUCGGAGAUGGAAACAGAAGAAGAAGUUGACAUUUUAAUGAGUAGUGAUAUAUACUCUGCAACGUUAUCGACCAAAUCCAUUUCUUUCACACGUGCUCAAACAGGAUGGCUUUUCCGGGAGGAUAAAACAGAAAGAGUAGGAAAUUUUUUGGCUCACUUCUACCUAGUGAAUGGACUUGUUUUAGAAUCAAGAAAAAGGAGAGAACAUCUCAGUGAAGAAGAUAUUCUUCGAAAUAAGGCUAUUAUGGAGAGUUUGAGCAAAGGUGGAAAGUUAAUGGAGCAGAAUUUUGAGCCAAUUCGAAGACAGUCCCUUAUACCUCCUCCUCAGAACACUAUCACUUGGGAAGAAUAUAUAUCUGCUGAAAAUGGAAAGCUCACCACCUGCCGUCAUCCCUUGGUUUUAGUUUAUGCCUCAUUAGCUCCUCACCUGGGUAGAGAACUGGUGUACAAGGAGAGUAAGAAAACCUUUAAAGCCACCAUAGCCAUGAGCCAGGAAUUUCCCUUGGGAAUUGAGUUAUUAUUGAAUGUUUUGGAAGUAAUAGCGCCAUUCAAGCACUUUAACAAGCUCAGAGAAUUUGUUCAGAUGAAGCUUCCUCCAGGUUUUCCUGUAAAACUCGACAUACCCGUGUUUCCUACGAUCACAGCCACUGUGACUUUUCAGGAAUUCCGUUAUGAUGAAUUUGAUGGCUCCAUCUUUACUAUCCCUGAGGACUACAAAGAAGACCCCAGCCGCUUUCCUGACCUUUAGCUCACAUGGGAAACGAUGCCACAAGAUGAGGAGGAAGUCAAGGAAUCCAGACAGGCAGAACCAAGACUUCAGUGGAGAAAAGGGAAUCACACAUUGAAUUGACACAGCAGAUACAAACAAAGAAGGGUCUCCACUAAGAAUUCUAGCCAGUUUCCUGAUGUGCCAUUGUCAGUCUCUUAAAAAACAGAUACCUAAGUGUUAUAGUUUGACACCUUAAUGACCCCAAGUCCUUCCUGCGUAAAACAGCAGAGUGCUGUGAUUCGUUUUUAAAGAUUUUUACACUUAUUGUUGAAAAUAUAUAUGCAUAUAAAUAUAUCUAUAUUCUAUCUAUAUCUAAAACACUCCUGGACCAUUAACAUAAAUUAAAUGUCUUAAGAUAUAAAGCCCUUUUAAACUUGUCAUCUUAUAUUCAAGGUGACAUUUAUAAAUAUUCUUUAAGCUUUGUUUUCAUAAAAUGUAAAUUAUGUAACAUGUAUAUUUCAGUAAUCUGAAUGUCUGUUCAAUAUAAUGAACGAGAAGGAAUGCAGUUUUCUGUAGACAAAUGAACCCAAUGGUCCCAUUUAACAGUUGCAUUUCUGUGUUGCAAUACAUUUCAGAGAGAGCGCUCACUGCAGGGAACAAGGUUACCUCCUGUAGCGCCUUAGUGCGACUCAUUGUGGUGCUAGUUCUUUUACCUGGGUUCUUUCUUCAAUGGGAAAAUGUUUGUUACUAAUCUUCCUUUCAUAGAACCUCUUUUUUUUUUUUUUUCCUAAACUUGAGUUAAAAAAGACUUCUUUUUGGUGUGUGUCUUCAGGAUAAGUACAGCCAGCAUGCACAGAGCUAUUCCUCACCUAAGUCUCAGCACUUUAAAGAAAUCCCCACAUUUUUAACUCGCUUCCUAAUAAGUGCAUAUCAUUCUGAUAAUUUUGUUUUUAGUGGAUUAUAGAUGGCACUGGUGUCAGUUUAAAAAAAAACACACAUUUUUUAAGUCAUUUAUUUUCCUCUCCAAAGUGUUAAAAUCAUGCAUUACUCAUUUUCUACAGUUAAAAUGCUCAUAUUUUAUUUAUUCCAAAAUGGUUUGAAGGUCCAAGAAAAGAAAAUUAGGAAUAAUAACACUUAACCAUCAUAAACGUUAAUGUCUUUUAAAGAACUUAGCUAUAUAAUGUUUCCUGAGAAAUGUGUCAGAAUGAAUCUGUCAAUUUUUUUUUUAAGCGUGACCAGUGGUGUAAAUGUUUUCCAGGAUUUUAAAUGAAUUUAGACCUUUAUUGAAGAGAUGAUUUAUUAAAGAUCCAAAGCUUCCCCCAUAAGAAGACUUUUAUAGUGACUAUAUUGGAAGCCCCAUCUUCCACGGGAUACAUACCCUACUGCAUAUGCUGACAUUUUCCUAAAUACAUUUUAUAAGAAGAAAUCAUAGUAGCAAAAACUUCAGAGACAACUACUACCUUCUGUGGGUCUGUUUGUUAAAUUUCAUGGAGAGGUGGAGUGAACCCUGCCUAGGCUCAUGGAGUGGGAGUUGAUCCCUAUUAUUUGGGACAGCUUGUCGAUCAGGUGGCUUAGAUACCGAAUCAUCCUUUAGUGACUGUGUGAAGUUUGAAGACUGAGAGGCAGCUGACCACUGCCCUUCUGGCUCCCUUACCUUCUUGGAUUAAGAUAAGCCUUUGGGGCUGUACUAGAGUGGGGGAAGAUGGGGGAGGGACCGCAGCUAUCCUGGUGUAUUGGCAGCUUGGAGUUGGUCCAUUUCCUUCAAACUGUGAAUAUCUUGCUGGGGGUACACUGGAGGUAAGGAGACUACUGAAAACUUUUGCACUUGGAUUUUGUUUUUAAUUUUUUUUAAUAUAGAGUAAUAAUUAUCCAUUCCAAAAUGUCUUUUAUCUGAUCACAGAGGACAAGCAAAUGUUUCUCUAAUGGUGAUGAAAACAAGGAGUGAAUAAACUUUUCACA